Halichondria panicea is the source of this 2628-nucleotide messenger RNA. RefSeq lists its product as uncharacterized. NCBI's taxonomy places the organism in Eukaryota, Metazoa, Porifera, Demospongiae, Suberitida, Halichondriidae. The record is from RefSeq and is a predicted model, not a curated record. Bases 32 to 2557 code for a protein of 841 amino acids. The transcript is spliced from 7 exons. Gene Ontology annotation, biological process: protein phosphorylation. Gene Ontology annotation, molecular function: ATP binding; protein serine/threonine kinase activity.
CUAGUGUUUAGCUACUCUAUCACUAUUAUAAAUGACAUGCAACAUGGCUACUGGAAAAGCAUCGCUACUAGAUGAGAUAUGUGAUGACUUGUCUACACUGUAUGACAGACUCUAUACAGCUCGCAAUGAAUGGUGUUAUAUUGGGUUGAAACUGAAUCUAUCAACUGAAUCAUUGAACGAGAUUGAGCUUAAACAUGAUUCUAAGAUGUGUCUUUUCAAAAUGCUGACUAAACGACUGCAAGAAGUUGGUCCGCUCUCAUGGAGGGAGGUGUGUGACUGUCUCCGAUCUCCAACCGUGAAUCGUAUUGAUGUGGCAAAGAAGAUUGAGGAGUGGAGAAAAGAAAUGAUGGGCCAAAAGCACUCUACACCUGCUCAAGUUCCUUCUCGUUUAUCAAAAGUAGUGACUGGCCAUGGUCCCGUAAAUUAUCACUCCAGUUUGGACGAUCAAGUGGAUCACCUGGAGACAAAGUUUCAAUGGCUAACGAAAGAAGCAUAUCGAAGAAUGAAGAUAUCUGACGUUAGUGUCGACGAUUUCUAUGUCGCUAUUUCAAAUAUGAAGUUAUUAAUGAAAUGUCUCGCUAAAAAGUAUGUUGAAGAAUGCUUUGAGAAAGCCAGUACGCUAGCAAAGAUUUGGGGCAAACUAAAUCAUUUCUGGAAUUUCUUCAACUAUGAGCUUUUCCAACAAGUGGUUCGAGUCAUGUUCACUGAAGCAGAUGAUCCUUUGCUGAGCCAACUAGCUGAAUAUGAGAAUGAGAUGGAAAUAUUUCUUUCUAGAACAAAACUUUAUGACUUUGUUGACCAUUGGCCAUUUUCAAUUGAAAAACCAAAGAAAAAAGCGAUUCAAAAACUUAAAAGUAUAGUCAUUACAGUGGGCCAAAAAUGGGAAGACUGCACUUUACAUGAUGUGAAGAAAACUAGAAGAAUUUUUUCAGUAGGAUUUUCCCUACCUCAGGAAUUUAUGGUGCUGAAAGGUGCUGGUACCGGCAGUGUGUCGAUCCUCUUACAUGCCCCUCCAUCUCUGGCUAGCUCAAUAGAGGAACAGGUGAAACAAGGAAAGGAAGACUUCUUAGCAGACAAUGGCUUCAUCUCCAUCACCAUCAAUGGUGUCCAGGUCUACCCCCUCACUCCAAUGAAGCAUGUCUCUCUACAAGCUUUGACAAUGGAAGCACCAAAGAAAGAAAUGCACUCUCCAACAAAAGCAGUUGUAAGUCAACACAGAGAAAUUGCUCAUCUCUCCAGUUCAGUGAGGUCUCUACAGAUACAGCCUAGGGAGGACACACCUCAGGGCUCAGGACAGAGAGAGGUACUCCCCCUCACCAACAAGAUGGCCAACAGAAUCACAGCUCCCGAGUUGGAGCAGUUCGUAGUCGCUACUGUUCAGUUGACUGGCCGUGUACUAGGAGCAGGUGCUUAUGGCAGUGUGGAAGAGGUGGAGAUAUUUGGAGUAACGGUAGCUGCCAAGAAAUUGCACCAACAGCUUGUCAACCUGGGCUCUCCACAGCAGGUUGAGAAAUGGGUGAAUGAUUUCGUGGAGGAGUGUAAGCUGAUGAGCCAGCUCCGUCACCCUCACAUAGUACAGUUCCUGGGGGUGUGCUAUCUCCCUGGAUCCCAACUCCCCGUCCUACUGAUGGAGAAGCUACAAACCAGCCUCGACAACCUUCUGGAAACCAGCCCCAGCAUUCCUAUUGACCUCAAAGUGCACCUUCUGACUGGGACUGGCCGAGGGGUAGUCUAUCUGCACAGUCGCACUCCACCUAUUGCCCAUGGUGAUCUAUCUGCCAGGAAUAUUCUAGUCGAUGGCGGUCUCAAUGCCAAGAUAGCAGACUUAGGUGUUUCUAGGAUUGUGAACAUUCAGCCUGGAAAACUUGCUGCCUCAAUGACUCACGCCCCAGGCAAUAUUUGGUACAUGCCACCAGAGGCAGCUCAAGAGGAAGGGGUCACACGAUACAACACUGCCAUAGACAUCUUCUCCUUUGGUGUGGUAUCUCUCUUCACACUGACGCAAACCUUUCCCAAUGAUCUCAAGCCUGCAACAUAUCGAGAUCCUGCUACACAAAGGCUGGUUGCUCGCUCAGAAAUCGAACGCCGUGAACAUUAUAUCGAAUCAAUGAAAGCAGCUCUUGGUGAUACCCACCCCCUAGUCCAGUUGACCCUCGCUUGUCUGGAGUAUGUAUCUGAAGAUCGACCAUCUGCUGCAGUGGUGUUGAGAGGAUUGGAGGAGGUUGGAACAACACUCCCUCAGAACUGCACCCAGACCAAGCUGGAACUGGUAGCUGUGAAGGAUGAAGAGAUACAGCAAGUUGCUGAAAGAGUUGCUGCUGAGAAACAAGCUCAAAUUGAUCAGUUUCAACAGCAAAUCAAUCAAUUACAAGCAUCUAACAAUCGUCUUCAAGCUGAGAAACGAGAGCAAGUUUGUGGACUGGAAGAACUGACCACUCUCCAACAAGAGCAGUUGGAAGUUCAACGCAGAGAAAUUGCUCAUCUCUCCAGUUCAGUGAGGUCUCUACAGAUACAGCCUCGGGAGGACACACCUCAGGGCUCAGGACAGAGAAAAUAAAAACUAACCGACUUUCCCUGUGAUUCUGGAUUCUGCAUGCAGCAAAAUUAAAAAUGUUCAUCAUGAUAAUA